CAUUGUUUCAUCCUCGAGGUCUGGGGUUCGAAGCUUCCCUUUUCACUUUUUUGAUAAUUUUUUUUGUCUUCCCUGCUUCGUCUUCUUUCUACCGGAAACUCUGAAACCGCCAUGGAUGUUGACGGGCCUUCCUCUGGUCGGCGAAAGGUCCGAUUCGCUCCUAAAGCUCCUCAAUCUUCAAGAAAGCCCAAACUCGCUGUUGCCAAAUCUGAAACGAGUGAUGAAGAUGAAGAAGCUGCUCAGGCGCAAUAUCUUCUUGGACGUUUCAACGAGAAUCUAACGCGACAAAAGCCGAAAGUUGAGAAGAAAUCUUCAGUGCAAAUUGCAUUUGGUCCUGGAGCCCCAUCAUCCACUUCAUUGAGGUCAUAUGGCAAUAAAAGAGCUGGUAGAAUCCUAGAUGAUUCGUCUUCGACUUCCAAAGAAGAUUGCACUGAUAUAUGUUCUUCAGAUGCUAUUGAAGCACCAGCCCCAAGAGUCAAGAGUGAAUACAGAGAACCAUGGGAUUACAACCGCACUUACUAUCCUACUACCCUUCCUCUGAGAAGACCUUACUCGGGUGACCCUGAACUUCUAGAUGAAGCAGAAUUUGUAGAGACUGCUAAAAAGGAAUAUGAUGAGACAACUAUUAAUCCUGCAUCAGAUCUUGGGCUACUGGAGGAAGGUGACAAACAAAAGAUGCUCUUCUUUCAGUUCCCCGGAAAUCUUCCUAGAAUUAAGCAACCAGUUAGCAAGAAGGGGAAAGAGAAAGCUGAGCACUCGGUAUCAUCUGAUAGGUUUGGAGCUUUAAAGAAAGGAUGCCGGUUGGAAGAGCUGCCGGAGGGAUAUGUGGGGAAAAUGCUGGUUUACAAGAGCGGAGCGGUCAAGUUGAAGAUAGGAGAAACACUCUUUGAUGCAUCGACUGGUGAAGAUUGUGUGUUCGCACAGGAUGUUGCUGCCUUCAAUACCGCAAGCAAACAGUGUUGUGUCAUUGGUGAGGUUGGUCAACGGGUAGUUGUCACUCCGGACUUUAGUUUUCUUUAGGAAUGUAAUAAUUGUAAGAAGAAGAAGAAGAAGAAGAAGAAGAAGAAGAAGAUAUCCUGUGUUAUCCAAUCUGAUUUACUAUUUUGAAUAGAAUAUUUAAACUCUCAAAUAUGCUAUAUGUGAAUUCGAUGUUAGUAAAUUAAGAAAUUUUAGAUCUUAAAA
This is a messenger RNA of Gossypium raimondii (Peruvian cotton), 1182 nucleotides long. Its product is annotated as DNA-directed RNA polymerase III subunit rpc4. The record is from RefSeq and is a predicted model, not a curated record. Gene Ontology annotation, cellular component: RNA polymerase III complex. The transcript has 9 exons. The coding region runs from base 112 to 1020 and encodes 302 amino acids. NCBI's taxonomy places the organism in Eukaryota, Viridiplantae, Streptophyta, Magnoliopsida, Malvales, Malvaceae. Gene Ontology annotation, molecular function: DNA binding. Gene Ontology annotation, biological process: transcription by RNA polymerase III.